Molecule: messenger RNA, 1167 nt
Organism: Dimorphilus gyrociliatus
Lineage: Eukaryota; Metazoa; Annelida; Polychaeta; Dinophilidae
Source: the annotation of a GenBank genome assembly
GAUUUCACCUUGACCUUUAAAGAUCUAAAAAUUAGCCCAUGAUUAUCAGUAAUAAUUGCAUUAUUCUAGACGAAGGAGAAAAAAAAUAUGAAUGAUCUCGUUUGCUUGGAUGAUAUCGAGAAAUUGGCUUUAAUCAAACUAGAGAAUAGUCGCUAUAAAGAUUAUCUAAUUAGUGGAGCAGAGGAUGAAAAUGUUCUAGAAAGAAAUUCUAAACGUUUGAAAGAAAUAUAUCUCUCUCCGAGAAUUUGUGUAGACGUCUCUAAUGUAUCUCUAAACACAAAAUUACUAGGAGAAAAAUGUUCCGUUCCUAUUGGUAUAGCUCCUUCCUUAGCCCAUAAGUUAGUUUGCAAGAAUGGUGAACUGUCUACUGCUAACGGAGCUGAACAGUCUGAUGUCAUAUACACAAUGAGUACUUUUUCCAGUACAAGAAUAGAAGAUGUAGCAGCCCAAAAUCCAAAGUUGAUUAAAUGGUAUCAAGUUUAUGUAUUUAAAAAUAGGGAAAUAACUAAACAAGCUAUUCAAAGAGCUGAAAAGGCUGGUUAUAAAGCAAUUGUAUUAACGGUUGAUGCGGCUGUUGCUGGUUUAAGACGCAAACUACUUAAGAAACCAUUGUCGUUCCAACAGGAUUUUUCUUUACCAAAUUUUCCUAAAAAUUUGGAUAAAUCACCAAGUUCUGGAUUACCUUUUGGUUCUCAAAUAACUUCGACACUUUCUUGGGGGGACGUUGAUUGGUUAAGAACUAUUACUAAACUUCCAAUAAUUAUGAAAGGAGUUGCCACCGUAGAGGAUAUAAUUUUAUCGAAAAGGCACGGAGCGUCGGCUAUUUGGAUCUCUAAUCAUGGUGGAAGACAAUUGGACGAUGUUCCAGCCUCAAUAGAUGUUCUAGCUAAAAUAGGUCGUACUGCUAAAGCAUUGGAGUUGGAGCUCUAUGUUGAUGGAGGGUUUAGAAAGGGAUCAGAUGUAUUUAAAGCUAUAGCCUUAGGAGCAGAUGCAGUAUUUAUUGGUAAACCUAUUCUAUACGCCUUAACAAUCGGAGAAGAGCAUUGCGUAAAGAAGCUAUUUGAUAUAAUGAAAACGGAGCUUGCAACAGUCAUGGCACUUUGCGGAGUACGUAAUGUCAAUGAGAUCAGCAAAAAAUACUUGUGGGAAAAUAUAAGUCGCCUGUGA